This is a messenger RNA of Haliotis rufescens (red abalone), 4102 nucleotides long. RefSeq lists its product as uncharacterized. The transcript is spliced from 3 exons. The record is from RefSeq and is a predicted model, not a curated record. NCBI's taxonomy places the organism in Eukaryota, Metazoa, Mollusca, Gastropoda, Lepetellida, Haliotidae. Bases 394 to 3315 code for a protein of 973 amino acids.
CCCUGUAAAGUACCUCCAGUGUGCUCCGUCUGAUGACCCCUGCUGCUUGCACACCUGGCUAGAGUCAUGAUAAUGCAAACUGAACGCUGUCUACCUGGAGUUGGUAGUCUGGGUAUGUACAGUCUUCAGUGUUGUGCAACCAACACACUUAUGAUGAUGUUUGAUGUCAUGAUAACCAUCUGAACAAAUAUUUAACUUCGGACUACUCUGUUUGUUUGGAGUUAAGAGUCCUCACACCUGUAACAGACUUACCUGGUCGGCCCUUUGAUGACAAGGGACGCUGACCUCCUACUGUGCUAACUGACCAAUGGUCAGUGGACGCUGCACGAGCCAUCUGUCGCGUGCUAUUACUUGACGUCUCGGUUUUGAAAAUUGACAUCCUACAGUUUCUCAAUGAAUAACCUGCUACAGAUACUAAGAGAAGAGGUGUUAGACCUCCGUGCGCAGAGUGAAUCGCUGACGCGGCAGAUGUGGUUGUUGUAUGCAACAUUUGAAGACGUCAUUUGUAUCAAUCAUCCACACCGUGCAGCAGCACUGUUGGCGACAUCAGUGGACAUCGAUCACUACCUGCAUCGUCCUGUAGGCGGAAGAAAUUGCCCACCCGUUAGUGAAGAUAAGAAGACGGGGAUAAGAAGCAGGAAAGAUAACGCUCUUAGAAGGAAGAGGAUAAUUGGGUGUGAUCAUCAAGGCUUGAAAGACCCAGUGGGGUGCUAUCCGUCUAACGUUUGCCGCUCUGAUAAGUGUGUUGCUUGCAGAUGUGGUUCUAAGCUGAAUCAACAGUCGUCGAAAGGGUCUUGUUUAGAUCGGCAACAGAUUGCCAGCGUAGGACUAGUUUCAUUGGACGUGUCUGUGUCUUACAGAACAGAUUUUGAAAAUAACGAUCAAUCAAGUUGUUUAGUUGGAUGUAAAGGGUUUGGUGUGGAUGGACAUUUUCCUAACUUGGGACACGUGGAGUGGACAAAGGGGGUGAUACGACGCCGGACAGUGGGUAGAGGUUCGUGUAAAGUGACAGGUGAUACUACAAGUAGGUUCUUCGCACAGAACCCUAAAACAAAUGACCUCGACCGUGGGCGUGUUAUCAAUGACCCACUGAACAAUAGGAACACCGGACUGUUCCUGGACAAAGAGAGUAAGGUUAUCCGACACUCAGCGCUAAUGCGAUCGGUCAGCGCAAAGAGGACUGGCCAAUUUAUGGCUGGCAGCUCAUUGGUCAGUCGAGCAAAUCGCCACGGUCUAUCAAGUCACGCUUCAUUAAAUGUCGAUUCAGACAGGGGAUUUGAAUCGGCUAAAGAACUAAAUCGUCACACUUUCAACAACCACAGCGACGAGAUGAACGCUGGCCCAGUGGCUGUCCAGCCUAGCGCUUGGUGCCCCAGGAAUGAUUAUAGUCUGGCAAGAGCCGUACCCGGUCACAGAGUGAUCCAGCCAGUGUCCCGCUCACCUACUAGUCCCGAGUGGAGCAGACGACCCGUCCAAACAGAACGAGUUGCAGCAAAGGGGCAGAGCAGCUACAUGCAUCAGAUAAAACAAACCAGUCCGGGUUACCAGUCGGAUAUGUUGUCAGUGAUCACCCAGACGGGUUAUACUCGUCAGGUGCAUAACAGACCUGACACUAUUUACAGAUCGGAGCGCGCUGGACGCAGAAUGAAUGAGUGUAGGUCUGGGAGGAAGUCGAGCCCGAUAGCAGACGACACACAACUGUCACCAGUGACUAUAUCAAGCGGGUAUGAGAGCGACUCGAUCCCGUCUCCAGUACAACCCGAGUUGGACAAGUUUAGGAGCUGUGUCAACACGGACGAUGACCAUACAGACUAUUUCUCUCAAUCGGACACUUACCCAAAGUCAGUUACACGGGAUAUUCAAACGCAACAGGCCCCAUCUGGAACAUUGCCAUUGAAGGUGAGAUCUAAACAAGCACCCUUCGUACCAACUCUCGGUAAAUCACGCUUUGUGAGAUUUGGACAACAUCAUAAUGCCAUAUUGCCCAGCAGUCGACCAGGACAGCCCUCUUCAGUCUGCCUUAAGCAGAGUCACAAGUUGGCUAAAGUGACGAGAUCUAUGUAUGCGAUUAUUCAUGAUCUUCAACACGAGAAUGCCUCGAGGAAGAUGAGACGACACUCUUGUGACGCAGUUAAGGAAAACCGUGAGUGUAGAUGCGAGGGUGGGAGAGUGUCUAUGUCUCCCAUAUUCAGCCCCGAACUUCGAUCCAGGGCAGAUGUGCUUGUAACUCAAAGCGAAUCUGAAGAAAAUCUGCACGUGAGAUACCAAGACACAAAAGCAGACGACACCCCCACACGGACCGACUCGUCGUUAAACGACUCGAGCUUUGUUUCAUCCAAUGAACGCUACUCCCAAAUCAGGAAGCAACAAUGUGCUAUGUCAGGGGUAACGCAAAGGUUAUUCAAUAUGGAUAUGCGAGAACAGAGUGCUUUUAAAGAUGAUAACAUUAAACCAGCUGAUCGAGCAGACGAUAACCACCGGCUUGAUCAGGUCAUGCGUGGGUCGCCACGACAGGGAGCAAAAUACUCUAAAACCAGCGAAGCGCAAAGUGACAAUGAACAUAUAUACGAAGUUAUUCCGGGUGACGAAAGCGUGAUUAGCACACAAGGCUUGGUAUCGUGUGAAAACACCAAGCUCGCACUGGCUAAAUGGACGACCGUGGGUAACCUCGAGACGUCCCCAGAGAUCCCACCGGCCUUGCCAGAGAGAAAAUACACGGGAAAGAAAAUGGACCCUCCUAUCCCUCCAAGGUGUGUGAAAGUGUGUAAUAACAGUGUUUCAAACAGAGGGGAGCGUUCCCUCGUUAUGUGUGAUUCCUCAAACCAGGACUAUGCAAUUGUGUGUAAAACGAAGUCGUUCGACAACGUGUCUCUUGAUGGUUACUUGGGUCGGAUAGACGACUGUGACGUGUUGUCCGACUUAGACAGUGAGUUGUAUGCCCGCGUGUGCCCCCCUCAACCCAGACAGAGGAACACUUUUGAUUUUUCUGAUCUUACUUCAGAGACAUACUGUCGUCUGGACCCCGUGAAGCAGGUCCAGGAAAUUGACCAGUGGUCAUCGGGAGACGUCCUCAACUUCAUCGAUGGCAUCCACGAACAUCACAACCCUAAAACCAGGGCGAAUAUCUACACCCUGCUCCAAAACAGCAAAACAAGAGCCAAAUUUUCCGAGUCACUGGAAAUAGAAACCCAGUUAUUACAUAAAGGAUUGUUAUGUAACCCUUGGAGAGAGGUCAGUGAUGACGUCACAGAGCCGAUGACGUCAGAGGCAUUCCAACGCGAUUUCCGGCACGAGAUUCAGCCAACCUAUGUGUAAACUAUAGCUGUGUUGAUAUCAUGUGUAUUGACUGUGAUAAACGGACCAUUCCUUGAAUCCAUCCACGUAUCAUGGAGUAAACUCACAAAUAUGACUUGUGGCAUUUGAAGAUGAAUUGCCUGUGCUAGUAUUUAUUGUUAUUGACUGCGUAUUCCAUGAUCCACCUCUGGGACUUAUAAUCCAUAAUUAUCAUAUAAUCAAUUGACACUGGUCGUGACAGCGACCUCAUGUGAUUGGUUGGUGUUAAUGUCAUUGAAUUAGAUACAGUUGAGAGAUCUCAUAUACAUCACCUCUGGUAUGAAUGGUGAAGCCACUGGGGAAACGGGUGUACAUAUCAUCUCUGAAUGAUUGUACCCGCUGAAUGAUCUGAUGUGUUUAUCAUCUCUGAAUGAUUGUACCCGCUGAAUGAUCUGAUGUGCAUAUCAUCUUUGAAUGAUUGUACCCGCUGAAUGAUCUGAUGUGUAUAUCAUCUUUGAAUGAUUGUACCCGCUGAAUGAACUGAUGUGCAUAUCAUCUCUGAAUGAUUGUACCCACUGAAUGAUGUGAUGUGCAUAUCAUCCUUGGUAUGAAUUGUGUACCCACCGAAUGAUGUGAUGUACAUAUAAUUCUUGGUGUGAAUGGUGUGCUCGUUGUAUGAUCUGAUGUACAUAUCGUCGGAUAUCAUUUGGUCUCUGAUAUCAUGGAUGAAUGUGAAACCGCUGAAUGAUAUCACGUGUAUGGGUGCCUGGACUGUAAAGAGAGACAUUUUGUAUGAUCUGUUUUUAAUGCUCAGUAAACAAUACUUUCA